CUGUCACAUCAUAAGAUACUUUUUCUACUUGUGCUCUGCUCGGCACCAGACUUCACAAUUUUUUGAGAUAGAAUUAUAUUAUUUAAAAUCGAAUAACUGAAAAAAAUAUCAAAUAUGGGAGGCCAAAACGAUAACCAAAAUGGAAACUCCAACGGCCACGAUGAUGAAAUCACUGAGCCGGAGCAUAUGCGCAAAUUGUUCAUCGGCGGGCUGGAUUACCGCACCACAGACGAGAACCUGAAGGCGCAUUUUGAGCAAUGGGGCAACAUCGUGGAUGUGGUGGUGAUGAAGGACCCACGGACCAAACGGUCCCGCGGCUUUGGCUUCAUUACCUACUCGCACUCGAGUAUGAUCGACGAGGCGCAGAAGUCCCGGCCUCACAAGAUUGACGGCCGCGUGGUGGAGCCCAAACGUGCAGUACCUCGCCAAGACAUCGAUUCCCCCAACGCCGGCGCCACUGUGAAAAAGCUGUUCGUUGGUGCACUGAAGGACGACCAUGAUGAGCAGAGCAUCCGCGACUACUUCCAGAACUUUGGCAACAUCAUCGAUAUCAACAUUGUGAUGGACAAGGAGACUGGCAAAAAGCGAGGAUUCGCCUUUGUGGAGUUUGACGACUAUGAUCCAGUCGACAAAGUUGUCUUGCAAAAGCAGCAUCAGCUGAAGGGCAAGAUGGUGGACGUGAAGAAGGCCCUGCCCAAGCAGAACGAUAUGCAGGGCGGCGGUGGAGGUGGCGGACGUGGUCAAGGCGGCCGAGGUGGAAACCGCGGCGGCAAUAUGGGCGGCGGUGGAGGCGGAGGCUAUGGCAACCAAAACGGAGGGGGCAACUGGAACGGAGGUGGCAGCUGGGGCAACAACCGCGGUGGCAAUGAUAGCUGGGGCAACAACAACUAUGGUGGCGGCAGCUACGGGGGCGGCAAUAAUGGCUGGGGCAACAACGUGGGUCCCUGGGAUAAUGGCAACGGCGGUGGAAACUAUGGCGGCGGCUCCAGCUGGGGCAACGGAGGUGGCAAUGAUUUCGGGGGCUACCAACAGAACUAUGGCGGUGGUCCCCAGAGGGGUGGCAACUAUGGCAAUAAUCGCGCGCAGCCCUACCAAGGAAAUUUCAAUAAAGCAGGUAAUAAAUUAGAAGUCGCUCAGUAUAAUCCCAAACAAAGUCACAGUCAAGUAAACGAUACGCAAUUCAAUGAUCACUAUCGGGCAUGAACGAACGUUCAUAGCCCUCAGAAGUUUUCCGUUCCGACCACCACAAAGCAAACGAAACAUGCAAACAUGACAGGAGAAGAUCAGGAUCAGUGCAGAGCAGUGCAGUGCAGUUCAGUCUUAAGGAGCUUGAUUGAGACAGAACAGAUUGAGAUAUCAGAGCAGAGUGCAGAGUGAAGAGCAGAGAAGUGUGUGAGCUAAGCAGACUAAACAGAGAUCUUUUUGAAGAGUCGCACACAGCGAGCAGCAGUACACGAACACAUCAGCUGGCCAGGAUUACAUUCGAUUUGUUUGCACUACUUGCUGACCAUUUGCAUAAGGCGCAUCUAUCUCAACUGUCCAAUCUCCCAUAGAAUUAUGACCCAAUUUCACAUUGUAGCCUCUGACAUAAGUAAUAUUGUAAUUUAGAAAACAAGCCCUACAGCUAAACUUUUGUAUUUCCACCAACUGACCUAUUUACCUAUUACCCAGCGAUACAGCGAUAAUUGUCUAGCUACAUAUAUGCGUAAAACUUCAAGGCGACAGUCAAAGGAUUGUUUAUUUGGUUGUUGAUCGGUAGACUGACUGUCGCUGGCCUCUUCUGAUAAUCAGUGCAGAACACACAACCUUAAAUCAUGUAUUACCUUUUAUGACUUUCACUAGACUAAGUUUUAAUAGUUUUAGUAGAGCGUGCGGGGCGAUCUUUUCAGCAGUCGCUCGCCGUUCUAGUUUAGUUUAAUACUUUUACUCUUCAAGUUCUUAGCGAACCUGAUCGUGUGGACACACAGACUUCUUGGCAUAUGACGAUACGGAAGAACUUUGCCUCCAAUGUUUAGAUGUAAAUCGAUCCAAACCAAAACAGCACUUAAUGUAAUCUAUACCUUCUAGAAAGCAGUCUAUACGCAGUCUGAGGUCAGCGCAAUUAUACAUACAAACUUACAUUUUAAUGUAGCGAAAAAAUACAAGAUUAAAAAAUAUUCAAUUGUA
Messenger RNA from Drosophila bipectinata, 2166 nucleotides. RefSeq names its product Heterogeneous nuclear ribonucleoprotein at 98DE (gene Hrb98DE). Gene Ontology annotation, cellular component: catalytic step 2 spliceosome. Gene Ontology annotation, biological process: mRNA splicing, via spliceosome. The record is from RefSeq and is a predicted model, not a curated record. Gene Ontology annotation, molecular function: mRNA 3'-UTR binding. NCBI's taxonomy places the organism in Eukaryota, Metazoa, Arthropoda, Insecta, Diptera, Drosophilidae.